Molecule: messenger RNA, 1323 nt
Organism: Anthostomella pinea
Lineage: Eukaryota; Fungi; Ascomycota; Sordariomycetes; Xylariales; Xylariaceae
Source: the annotation of a GenBank genome assembly
AUGGAGGAAGACCGAGCGCAGAGUGACCUCGGUGUUGCGGCCGACAUAGAAGAGGCGCAAGCCCCUCCACCCGCACUGAAGCAGCCCAAGAAGCGUUUUGUUGGGAGGAGGACAGCCGGAAGAACCGGUGCAGCAGCAGGUCAAGCAGUCGAGGACAGCGGCACGAUCCAGGUUUCACAGACGAGACGCCCGCCGAGGUUACUGAACCAGGUGCCUCCUGAGAUUCUGAAUGACCCGGAGCUGAAGGAUGCGCUUGCGUUGCUGCCAGCCAACUAUUCCUUCGAGAUACCCAAGACCAUCCACCGCAUCCGGUCUUCAGGCGCGAAAAGGGUGGCUCUGCAGAUGCCCGAAGGCCUUCUUCUGUUCGCCACCACCAUAUCAGACAUCUUAUCUCAGUUCUGCCCCGGCAUUGAGACCCUCAUCAUGGGGGACGUCACAUAUGGGGCCUGCUGCAUCGACGACUACACCGCGCGCGCGCUUGGCUGCGACCUCCUGGUGCAUUAUGCCCACAGCUGCCUGAUACCAGUGGACGUGACCCAGAUCAAGGUGCUGUACGUAUUCGUCGAUAUCAGCAUAGAUACUUCGCAUCUACUUGCUUCCUUGGAACGGAACUUUGCUCCGCCAAAGACCAUCGCGAUGGUUGGAACGAUACAGUUCAACGCGACCAUCCAUGGUGUCCGGUCCACACUGGAAAAGGCUGGCUUCAAGGUGCUCAUUCCACAGAUUGCGCCUCUCUCGAAAGGCGAGAUAUUGGGUUGCACGUCUCCUCGACUGCCAGACUCGGAGAAUGUCGACCUUAUCCUUUACCUAGGAGACGGUCGCUUCCAUCUCGAAAGCAUCAUGAUUCACAAUCCUGCAAUACCAGCUUACAGAUAUGACCCCUAUUCACGCAAACUCACGCGGGAGACUUACGGCCACGAGGAAAUGCAGAACCUCCGCAAGGACGCCAUCGCGACCGCGGAAGGAGCCAAGAAGUGGGGGUUGAUUCUGGGUUCUCUUGGACGUCAGGGCAACCCGCACACGAUGACGCUGAUUGAGAACAAGCUCGAGGCCAUGGGAGUUCCUUGGGUGAAUUUGUUGCUGAGUGAGAUCUUCCCCGGGAAGUUGGCGAUGAUGACCGACGUCGAGUGCUGGGUGCAGGUUGCUUGCCCGAGGUUGAGCAUUGAUUGGGGGUACGCUUUCCCACGGCCGCUCUUGACGCCUUACGAGGCACUUAUAGCGCUCAAAGAACGAGAGGACUGGAGCGCGACUGGUGUGUAUCCCAUGGACUACUACGCCAGAGAAGGAUUGGGGAGGACGAAGGGCGUUCAAGUUUCGACUUGA